GAACCGCAGGGAUGUCAGACGCGCGCGUUUACGCAAGGACGUGAGAGCAGACAGACAGGUCUCCCGACAGCAUCAAAAACAGGACAGUGACACUUCCAUUCUGACCCGAUUCAGUGCCUGAGAGGAAGAGGAGUCAAAUAGCGGGUAAUAUGUGUCCUGUGAGCGAGGCAGCGCGUGCGAAUUCUGCGGCAGCUGUGAAUGCGGACUGAUCGGGAAUAACGUAGACUGGAAAAGUCAGCCGGGCAUGAAAAACAGGCUGAUCAGUGAGCAAAUGAACAACUUGACGACCGUUUGCAUACGUACACACAGUGCGGAAUCUCCGGGUUCUUUCAAUGAAAUACAGUGGAUGGGAAGAGAGGCGCAGAGUGUUUUGAUGUGAAUCGAGACUCGUUGAUUCGGUUUAAGUGAUUCUGCAGUUUCUGCCAGGAGAUCUUACAUCAGGUGUUGAGCUAUAUCUGCACUGAAUGAGCUCUGUGUGCUGCGGGUGUAGAAUGUUGUCUCGAUAACAUCAGCCGACUCCGCUCUGACUGCGGCAGGUGGAAGUCCAGGGGUCAGGUUUACGGUCUGUGGGUCGGGAGUGAAUCAGCACAGCUUUUGAUUGACAGACAGCUUGGUGGGAAACAAGGCCUCGGUACAGCGAGAGUCCGAUAACAGGAGUGAAAGCAUCGCCACGGCAAUAUCAUCUUUCACUCUUCAUUGCCACUCGUCUUUCUCAACAUGGCCUCUGCAAUGGCACCGCUCUCUUCCAUCUCUGCUUCUUGGAAACCCAACACAUUUCUGUAGACUUCUGAAGAGGAGGCCAGUGCGUGUGGCUGGAGAGCCCGUCAUGGCCAGACCUCUGCUGAAGAUCCAUCGAUAUUUCCGCCGCAAGCCGGUACGCUUUUUCUCCUUCAUCAUCCUCUACCUCACCGCUGGCAGCCUUGUUUUUCUUCACUCGGGCUUCUCCAGCGAUUCUUCCACCAGCGGCUCUGGGAGCGGCCGUGACCCAGUUAUAUCUGAAGGCGGAGCAGGUGUUGCAAGUCCUACCUCUGAUGGUUUGGGAAUCAUAGGGAGGGUGUUUAAGGAGACACAGAGAGUCCCCCGGAGAUUCGGGCCACCUUGGAUGAAGGAAAAUGGGGUGCAGGAUGCACCAGAGUGGGCAGGGCGAGGAGAUCAUGCCAACAGCUGGAACCAUGGAGCCAAAGGAAGAACAACCAAAGAGAUGGAUGAUGGGAGAGCAAAAUACAUCGGCUGCUACGUGGAUGACACACAGAAGCGCGCGCUCAGAGGCGUGUCCUUUUUUGACUACAAAAAAAUGACUGUCUUCCGUUGCCAGGACAACUGUGCAGAGAGGGGGUAUCUCUACGCCGGUCUGGAGUUUGGAGCAGAGUGCUACUGUGGUCAUAAGAUCCAAGCAUCUAAUGUGUCCGAGAGCGACUGUAAUAUGGGGUGUAAAGGCGAGAAGACUAACCUCUGCGGAGGACCUAAUCGACUCUCAAUAUAUAGACUGGAACUGAGCCAGGAGUCUGCCCGGAGAUAUGGAAGCGCUAUCUUUAAAGGAUGUUUCAAGAGACCAGACAACGUGACCUUGGCACUUCCUGUCAGCGCAGUCAUUCAAAACAUGUCAGUGGAUAAGUGUGUAGACAUGUGUACAGAGAAAGAGUUUUCUCUGGCAGCAUUGGCUGGGGAAAAAUGUCACUGUGGCUUUCCCACUCCUCUCUUCACCCUACACGAGCACGAGGAUGAGGAACUGUGUGUGCACCGCUGUGCUGGGGAAGACUUCGACAGCUGUGGGAACAAUGACUUCUUUGUAGUUUACCAAACUCAAGUUCAGGAUAAUCGGUGCAUGGACCGACGCUUUCUACCCACUCGUACUAAACACCAGGUGGCGCUUGCGAGUUUCCCUGGUGCGGGGAACACCUGGGCUCGUCACCUUAUUGAGUUGGCCACGGGCUAUUACACUGGCAGCUACUACUUCGAUGGCUCGCUGUACAACAAGGGUUUUAAAGGAGAGAGGGAUCACUGGCGCAGCGGUAGAACCGUUUGCAUCAAGACCCACGAGAGCGGCAAGAAGGAGAUUGAAGCCUUUGACGCCAGCAUCGUCAUGAUCAGGAACCCUUACAAAGCCCUAAUGGCCGAAUUUAACCGAAAGUAUGGCGGCCAUAUUGGAUUUGCCUCUCAAGCUCACUGGAGGGGAAAAGAGUGGCCGGAGUUUGUGAGGAACUACGCUCCAUGGUGGGCAUCCCAUACGCUAGACUGGCUGAAAUACGGGAAGAAAGUCCACGUAGUGCAUUUUGAGGAUUUAAAGCGGGACCUUUUUACUCAUUUGAAGAGCAUGGUCCUUUUUCUGAGUCUGGAGGUUUUUGAGGAACGUCUGCUGUGUGUUGAGGGUCAGAAAGAUGGGAACUUCAAACGCUCUGGGUUGAGAAAACUAGAAUAUGACCCUUACACGCCAGCAAUGCGUGCCAACAUUGAUGGUCUUAUUAAGACUGUGGAUACAGCUCUGAAGAAGAGAAACAUGUCUGGUGUACCUGAUGAGUACAGACCAAGAUGAUACUCAUCUCUUACUUUUGUUUUUUCACAACACUCAUUUUCAGCUUUCUUUUUUUAAGCUUUUCCUUUUUUUUAGAAUUUCAAAUUGUACGUUUAUUGUGAUUUUUCUGUUCGCAUUCUGUUUUGACAACAUUAGGAAUUUCACAUAGAACACAGAAAAGCUGCGUCUGAUAAAAAUAGUCAUGGAUGGUCUGAAAAUACACUACAUAUUUUUCCUUGGUUUAUAUAAAGGUUUAAGUUAAAAGUGUGUGGAAUCACAAGUUUUGUUUAUUAACACAUGCAAUGGCUGUUGUUUCUGCAUAUAAAAGCACCUUUAAUGUCAGAAAGACAUCACACUGUUAUGGAGACAUCUUUUUCAUCAUAUUGCCCUUACCUGCCACCUUUGGACCAGAUGACAUUAUGAUCCCCUAUGCACUCUUCACACAGCUAUUUAUGUACAUUUUGAACAUCAGUUUGCUAUGCCUACAAAUUCGGGAUGUCACUUUAGCUAUAACAAUAAAUUCCCCAACUAUGCCUCAAGUAUAAAAAAAACUGCAUGGACAACUUAAAAUUUAGAUUUUGUUGCAAAUAUAACAUUCAUAUUUGUUUCUUGAUUUCCGUAUAUAGAAGCAACAGAAGUCUGCUUUUCCUGUUUGGAAAAAUCCUUUACUAAAAAUAUUUCAACAAAUAAUUGAUCUUUUGGGUUUCUUAGUGAAUUCAUUGGAUAUAGUAUUUGCAAUAGGCAAUCAAAAUAAUUAAAAACAAAAAGCAAAUUCUUUGUUUAAAAAUGUGGAUGUAAAAAUUAAGGCUUCUUGUAAAUAUAUUUAAAAUGAUAUACCCUUUUACAAACACAUGUACCCCGUCACAAGUUACAGUGGUCUGAACAGUUCAACCUAAAAUGAACAUUCUAUUGUUUUAUACUCAGCUUUGCAAUGUGGUUCAUAACUGUUUCGUCAAGAAACAAUUCUUGCAAUUGAAAUUGCUGCUUUUGUGCGCCAAAGAAGAACAAGAUACAGAUUUGGAUGUGGGUGAGUAAAAAUGAUUAUUUAUUAGUGAAAACACCUUUUUUAUUUCACAGUGUCCUUAUUUAUUUCUCUGAGAGCUGCAGUCUCUACCAUGCAUGCUUGAUAGAAUAACUGUUCUUCGAUAUACACCUGUAUAGUCCAAUAAUUCCUCCCCAAUGAUUUGUAUACAUUAUGUAUGGAUCUAAUUGUUACAAUGGUCUUUCCAUAUUACUAAAGUGGCAAAUGACAGAAAAAACGGAAUUAAGGGGUGAAAACAAGCAUGAAGCAACAUGUCAAUAAGAUUCUCAAAAAUCAUCUCGCCAGUAAAUUCCUGAUUAUGAGCGUAAUAUAUAAAGAAAUAACAAUCAUUAUAUAUAUAGAUACAGUUUAUAUGUAUAUACACACAUAAGUAAAUACACAGAUAUUUUUGUAAUGCUCACCAAAAGAAUUCCAUGUAUUUGAAAGACAGAAAGUAUAUCACUUCUAUUUUUAACAGUUUCAAAUUUUAAUGCUUUUGAGUAGAAAUCAAGUGUUAUUAUGAAUGUAUUUUGUAUGGAAUGAAUGCAAGUAAUUUCUACAAAAUUAUUAAAAUCAGAAAGCACCUCCCAGUGAUGCAAAUGUAAUAAAAUGGUCGUCACAAGAUUAUUACACGUACAUGUAAAAAACCAAGAGAGCUGUGCGAAUUUGUCUGGAUGAGGAUGUCUGAUCUAUAAAUUGUCAAUAAAUUAUAAGUUAUCCUGUC
This is a messenger RNA of Triplophysa dalaica, 4257 nucleotides long. RefSeq names its product WSC domain containing 2 (gene wscd2). Lineage: Eukaryota; Metazoa; Chordata; Actinopteri; Cypriniformes; Nemacheilidae. The transcript is spliced from 11 exons. Bases 827 to 2533 code for a protein of 568 amino acids. The record is from RefSeq and is a predicted model, not a curated record.